UCCCGCCGCCGCCAUGGGCCGGAACGACCUGAUGGGCACGGCCGAGGACUUCGCCGACCAGUUCCUCCGGGUCACCAAGCAGUACCUGCCACACGUGGCGCGCCUGUGCCUGAUCAGCACGUUCCUGGAGGACGGCGUCCGCAUGUGGUUCCAGUGGGGCGAGCAGCGCGACUACAUCGACACCACGUGGGGCUGUGGCUACGCGCUGGCCUCCGCCUUCGUGUUGCUCAACCUGCUCGGACAGCUGACUGGCUGCAUCCUGGUGUUGAGCAGGAACUUCGUACAGUAGGCCUGUUUUGGGCUCUUUGGAAUCAUAGCACUGCAGACCAUUGCUUACAGGAUCCCCUGGGACUUGAAGUUUUUGAUGAGGAAUCUGGCCCUGGGAGGAGGCUUGCUGUUGCUCCUGGCGGAGUCCCGUUCUGAGGGGAAGAGCAUGUUCGCAGGGGUCCCCACCAUGCGCGAGAGCUCUCCCAAGCAGUACAUGCAGCUGGGAGGCCGGGUUCUGCUGGUCUUGAUGUUCAUGACCCUCCUCCACUUUGAUGCCAGCUUCUUCUCGAUUCUUCAGAACAUCGUGGGCACAGCUCUGAUGAUUUUAGUGGCCAUUGGUUUUAAAACCAAGUUGGCUGCUUUGACUCUUGUCGUCUGGCUGUUUGCCAUCAACGUGUAUUUCAACGCCUUCUGGACCAUUCCUGUCUAUAAGCCUAUGCACGACUUCCUGAAGUAUGACUUCUUCCAGACCAUGUCGGGGAUUGGAGGCUUGCUCCUGGUGGUGGCCCUGGGCCCCGGGGGCGUCUCCAUGGACGAAAAGAAGAAAGAGUGGUAACACACCCCUUCCCUGCCUGGCUGAGACCCGUGGCCAUCGAGGACUGGUUCGGGUGGAUUCGACAAAACUGCCAGCAUUUAUGUAUCCUCUUCCCUUCUCUCCCUUGGUAAAGGCACAGAUGUUUUGAGAAUUUA
Messenger RNA from Nyctereutes procyonoides (raccoon dog), 957 nucleotides. RefSeq names its product surfeit locus protein 4-like. NCBI's taxonomy places the organism in Eukaryota, Metazoa, Chordata, Mammalia, Carnivora, Canidae. The transcript is spliced from 2 exons. Gene Ontology annotation, cellular component: membrane; endoplasmic reticulum-Golgi intermediate compartment; endoplasmic reticulum. Gene Ontology annotation, biological process: Golgi organization. The record is from RefSeq and is a predicted model, not a curated record.